GGGAAUCGGACGACAUGAGCUCUACAUGAAACGAGUAAAAUGCUCUAAGACGCUUUCGGCGUUUGUCUUUCAUCCUUCCGAACCAAGGACGAGCCAGAAGCGGAGCCGUUCUUCACGAUCAGGUGUAAGACUAUCUUAAACCCGAGGGGACAGAAUGCCAGAACAGAGCAACGACUAUCGUGUGGUGGUGUUCGGUGCUGGGGGAGUGGGGAAGAGCUCCCUGGUUCUGCGCUUUGUCAAAGGCACAUUCAGGGACACCUACAUCCCCACGGUGGAGGACACCUAUCGCCAGGUGAUCAGCUGUGAUAAGAGCGUGUGCACCCUCCAGAUCACAGACACAACAGGCAGUCACCAGUUCCCUGCCAUGCAGCGCCUUUCCAUCUCUAAAGGCCACGCCUUCAUCCUGGUCUACUCGAUCACAAGCAGACAGUCCCUGGAGGAGCUCAAACCCAUUUACCAACAGGUCCUGGCUAUAAAGGGCAAUGUUGAGGCUAUCCCAAUCAUGCUUGUGGGAAAUAAAAGUGAUGAGACCCAGCGAGAGGUGGAAACCAAGGACGGAGAGGCCCAGGCCAACCAGUGGAAGUGCGCCUUCAUGGAAACAUCAGCUAAGACCAACCACAACGUAACCGAGCUCUUUCAAGAGCUGCUCAACCUGGACAAGAAGAGGAACAUGAGCCUCAACAUCGACGGCAAGCGCUCUGGGAAGCAAUCCCGUGCCGAGAGACUGAAGGGCAAAUGCAGCGUGAUGUAAAAUCGAAGAGAGGAAAGGAAAGGGAGGUGGAGGAGAGAGAGGGAGAUGAAAUACGGAGAAGUAAAGAAGGAGGACGCCAGACACCAAACGUACCAUUCAGAGCAACAAGGUUUUUAACGGCAGCGGGGUUCUCAUCAUCGACACGCUCCUCUGUUUGACUGGUGCAUUCACAAACACAACUUACAUACAGGAAACGUUUCAGUUCGGAGCAUAAAUCCAUGCACAUCCUGCUAAACUGAGAAACUGAUGAGGUGACAAGUAGUGUGUGACACAGAUGAAUACAGAAAUGGCAGGGGUGUGGACUUUGCAUCCUCCAAGUGUCACAAAAACCUGGAUGGAGCACUCUUUGAGAACUUGGAUGAGAGUACUGACCAUGAAGACCAGAAGUCCAUAAAAACACAGGUUUCUGAUCAGCGCAAAACCUUAAAUAUCUUCUCUCACUUCUGCACCUCCCUGCUCAGCUCACACUUCACCCUUCUCAUCUUUUUCAAACCCUCUAUUAUAUCAACUGUAGAGAAAUGUAAUGUACAAGUAAGCGAGUUCCGAAGCUCACUCAUCUGGUAGAGACCCUGUUGUAAGUGACUGAGGUGUCUAUCAUGCUAGUACACAGAGGACUCAAAAGUUUGACACUGCUAGCAUGAAGCAUCACAGCAGCAAAACACAUGACCCAGCCACACCCCAAGGACUUUGAUGUAUAUAAAUAUGGGAUAUUUAGAUAUAUUCCAUCCAGUCUGCACAUCCUCAGCCCCAACUAGUAUAUGAUGUUGACUCAAGUUUGAUGCUCUGAAGCUCAAUUUUCAAUUGCCAUCGUCAUAUAAAAACACUUAUUUGCGUUUAUCCCACAAAUCCUUAUUGUAAAAGGUCAUCUAUGAACCCUCGAAAUGUCCUCAUCUGAUGUGGAGAAACAUCCAGCGGCAGGGGCUUCAUGCAUGCCAUUGAUACGACGCAACAAUCCUUUUAAGACUCUCAUCAAGUGUAGAAUAACUCUGGCUGAAAGGAAGCUGGACUCUCAUUAAAACAUGAAACAGAAAUACGAGUCUGCCUUGCCUACGAGGUUAAUACACUUAGAUAAUCAUUGCCAAGCUGGUAAGAUGAAAGAGAACUUUUGGUUCUGAGAAUGUCAGUUUGCUUUGGCACUUUUCAUGUGAGAGUUUCUCUUUUUGCCUUUUUUUUCUAGUUGUCUUUAUGAUGCUCUUAUAAAGUUACAUUUAAACACAUCUCCUUUCACAAAAAGCACACAGGGGAGAAAAAGGGGAGGGUGGAUCUUUAAAGCUCCAUGCAGAUUAUCCAAUGCACCCUGAUGCAUCUCCGUACACUCAUCCCCUGUAACUCCAGGCAUCAGGAAACAGAAUGGGUCACAGAGAUGUGCAGACACAACACGCACAUGACGCAUCCAUGCAAAAAGAAAAGAAACACACACACAUUUAGCUCUCUGAUAGUCAAUCUGAGUAACAUCGUUGACUGAGUACAGGAAGAAGAACAGGGCUCACUCAGCCUAAAUGCCCUCACAUUGCACUUUAUAUCACCACACACAAUUUUAUUUGCCAUGUUUCCGCCUACAUGUGUAUUAAUAAUUAUCUCUGUUGUGCUGUAUGUCCAAAGUGCAUAUAUAUAUACCCUUUUUUUCAUGUAGGACCUCUAAAAUUGUACACAGUGUAUACAGAGCAGCCAAAAGCACAAUACUUUUUACCAACAUAUCUAAUUCUAUUUUUUUGUUUGUUCUUUUAUUGUAUUUGUGUGCAGUUUCCAUCCUUAGCUUUCAUUCACCAGUCCUGAACAUGGAUUGCAUAGGUAGCAUGAUCACAGGUAGCUCUCUGUCUUGAUGUAUGGCGCUUUAUUUUGUCUGGUUCUUGGCACAAUGAGGUUGUGGUUCUGCUGAACAACAGGGUAUUGUGAUGUGACCGGUUAGCUGUGGACACAAAGAGCGUAAACAUUAUGUAACAUCAACCCCCACGCCACCCCCACAGGAUCACAGGUUGUGGGACGACGAUGAGGGGUCAGAUUAUUUGUCUACUUUUCUCCAUCUCUCAGGCGGUUUUGACAACAAUUAGCGUGGCGGAUAAUCUGCUCCUGUACUGUUAAACCCAAAGACACAGAUGAUUACCCCUUUUAACCGUGUGUUCAUUUCUCCCCAAAAAAGGACGAAAAAAGAGAAAAAGCACAGCAACUAGUCUCGUCUGUCUCCUUCUCUGUCUUUAUGUGUGCAGCAGGAUCAACAACUGGGCACUUUAGGGUGACAUUUUACUUGAAGACUUGCUUAUUAAUCAGCGACGCCUCAUUCAUAAGUCCUACCUUUAUCAUUCAUGCCCACAAACCACUAUAAAAUGAUUUCAGUUGUGUAGAUAAGCAGAUGGAAAUUCACCGAAAUGUUCACAAGAGCUUCAAGUAAGAUGUUACCCAUGUAAAGAAAUACUGUACCCACUGUCUUUCUGGGGAAUGUUGUUACAGUAGAAGGUUCAGUGUUGCUAUGUACUGUAAUAUACGGCUUAAUAACGAUACUCAUGAUCUAUUGUAUUUGACGCAUCCACUCUUCAGAUCUAUCAAUUAGAUAGCACUAGCAAAAUGUGAAUAUGUAACUAAAAGUUCCACUCCAGGCUGUUAAUUUUGUUUUUCUGUUUAUUUUGAAAGCUGAAUGAAUCUGUUGUUAUUACUGUGUUGUACUUUGCACUAAUGUGAGGUCCUGUUAAACUCAAACAUUUAUAUUGUAAACAUACCCUUUACUUGUUAGAUGCCAGGGAUGCUCACUUGUACUCUCUUAUUUUCUUUUUUGAAAAUCUGUUUAAAUU
Oreochromis aureus is the source of this 3537-nucleotide messenger RNA. It is a transcript of the gene diras1b, whose product is annotated as DIRAS family, GTP-binding RAS-like 1b. Gene Ontology annotation, cellular component: plasma membrane. Gene Ontology annotation, molecular function: GDP binding; GTP binding; GTPase activity. Lineage: Eukaryota; Metazoa; Chordata; Actinopteri; Cichliformes; Cichlidae. Gene Ontology annotation, biological process: signal transduction. The coding region runs from base 155 to 751 and encodes 198 amino acids. The record is from RefSeq and is a predicted model, not a curated record. The transcript is spliced from 3 exons.